Molecule: messenger RNA, 2924 nt
Organism: Scophthalmus maximus (turbot)
Lineage: Eukaryota; Metazoa; Chordata; Actinopteri; Pleuronectiformes; Scophthalmidae
Gene: galnt14
Product: UDP-N-acetyl-alpha-D-galactosamine:polypeptide N-acetylgalactosaminyltransferase 14 (GalNAc-T14)
Exons: 15
Coding region: 364-2058 (564 amino acids)
Cellular component (GO): Golgi apparatus
Source: RefSeq, a predicted model, not a curated record
UUCUGUGAGUUAAGAAAGAGAGUGUGUGUGUGUGUGUGUGUGUGUGUGUGUGUGUGUGAGAGAGUGUGUGUGUGUGAGUGUGUGUGUGUGUGUGUGUGUGUGAGAGAGAGAGAGAGAGAGGGAGAGAGCGGGAGCGCGCCCCGUCCUCAGUCUUGUGCCGUCACCGGGACCAGACGCACUCGUGCUCCGCGAGUCGCCGCGGCACAUUACGCGCGUGUUUUGUUUUUUUAAACAUUGAUUUGUUUAUUUGUUGAUUGAGUUUAUUGAGUUUCCUGUCCGGGGCUCUCGCUCCGGUGCCAUGGUCUUCUUCCUCUCCUCCCUCUGACGGCGGCGGCGGCUCCUCCUCCGGCUCCUGACCGGAGAAUGAAGCGUCUCUGUCGGCGGCUGGCGGUGGCCGCGGCGGUGCUCGUGUGGCUGGGAGCGCUCGUUUACCUGCUGGCGCUGAGCCGCAGGCGGCUGCCGGAGCUCGGCACCGGACCGGGACCGGGACCCGGACCGGGACCGGGAGGAGGAGAGGCGGCGAACAACCAGAUUUCCGACGCGGAGUGGGACGACAUGCUGGAGGGCUUCGACGAGCGGAGCUACGCCAGCGCGCGGCGCUGGAAGCCCGGCGACGACCCGUACGCGCUGUACGCCUUCAACCAGCGGGAGAGCGAGCGCAUCCCCAGCAACCGAGCCCUGAGGGACACCAGACACUACAGGUGCACCACGCUUCACUACGACGCUGAUCUUCCUCCGACCUCCAUCAUCAUCACCUUCCACAACGAGGCCAGGUCCACGCUGCUGCGCACCAUCAGGAGUGUUUUGAACCGAACGCCGGUUCAUCUCAUCCACGAGAUAAUUCUGGUGGACGACUUCAGCAACGACGACAGUGACUGCCAGCUCCUCACCAAACUGCCCAAAGUCACUUGUCUCCGCAACAACAAGAGAGAAGGUCUGAUCCGGUCCAGAGUGCGAGGGGCCGACGCCGCGAGGGCCGGCGUCCUGACCUUCCUCGACAGCCACUGUGAGGUGAACAAGGACUGGCUGCCGCCGCUCCUGCAGCGGAUCAAACAGGACUCAACCCGCGUGGUCAGCCCGGUUAUCGACAUCAUCAACAUGGACACCUUUGCCUACGUGGCGGCCUCUGCCGAUCUCCGUGGAGGUUUCGAUUGGAGUCUCCAUUUCAAGUGGGAGCAGCUGUCGCCGGAGCAGAAGGCCCGUCGCCUCGACCCCACUCAGCCCAUCAAGACGCCCAUCAUCGCCGGCGGGCUCUUCGUGAUUGACAGGUCCUGGUUCAACCACCUCGGCAAGUACGACACGGCCAUGGACAUCUGGGGCGGGGAGAACUUCGAGAUCUCGUUCCGGGUGUGGCAGUGUGGCGGCAGCCUGGAGAUCCUCCCCUGCAGCCGAGUGGGUCACGUCUUCAGGAAGAAGCACCCGUACGUCUUCCCCGAGGGAAACGCCAACACGUACAUCAAGAACACGCGUCGCACAGCCGAGGUGUGGAUGGACGACUUCCGUCUCUUCUACUACUCCGCCCGGCCUGCGGCUCGAGGGAAGUCCUACGGAGACGUCCGAGGCCGAGUGGAACUCCGCAAGAAGCUCAAGUGCAAAUCCUUUAAGUGGUACUUGGACAACGUUUACCCAGAGCUCAAGGUCCCGGACGACUCGGACUCUCGCUCCGGGGUCGUCAGGCAGAGGCAGAACUGCCUGGAGUCCCGUCGGCUGGAGGGGCAGGAGCUGCCCGUCCUCACGCUGGCGCCCUGCAUCGGGACGGAGGGCGUCGCCGCCAUCAACCAGUGGCUGUACACCCACGGGCAGCAGAUCCGCCAGCAGCAGCACUGUCUGUCCCUGUCCACCACCUUCCCCGCCUCCCAGGUGCUGCUGCUGCCCUGCAACAUGGCCGACGGCAAGCAGCGGUGGCAGAAGUCGGGGACUCACCUGGAGCACCUGGUCUCCCGGUUCUGCCUGGACUCGGAGAUGGCUCUGGACGGCAUGGACUCGUCGCGCAUGCUGGUCAUCAGCCCGUGUGAACUGAGCGCGUACACACAGAGAUGGGAGGUGCCCUUCUCCUGACCUCGCCUGUUGACCUUCUUGACCUGCGAGCAGAGAGAGAGAGAGAGAGAGAGAGAGGGUGACGGACAGAUGCUCAGACAGAGCGGGGUUGCAUGAGCACGUCCUGUCGCGGCGCGACGCCGAGCAGGAAGUGGAUGAGCGCUUCUUCGGUGUCUCGGCGAAAUCAGGUGGAGAACCUCGGCAGGAGGCCGUGAGCUGGUGGACACUCGAACCAAGUGCUCCUUAAAAACCUUCGACUGUCACAAAAGAUUGGAGUUGGAACAGAUGCUUUGCUGGAGGACCGAAGAAGAGGAUGAGUCCUGUGUGGAAUCUUUUUUACGCGUCCGUCGUCCGGGCUGUUUGAGAGUUUGGGAAUGAGGAACCGAGCCGACCGAAAUGUUGAGGUCACUCGGGUCAAAUCUCUUCGCUGUCGGUAAACUGACUCGUCGCUUUCGGUUUUGUCCUUUGUUUUCUUUUCUUCUUCUUCAGACUGAAAACGGAAGCACAAGCGAUCUGUCGCACGUCCUCUAGUUCGAAAAGCUUUUCAAAUUCAUCACACACACACACACACACACACACACACACACACACACACACACACACACACACACACACACACACACACACACACACACGUGUGCGGAAAAGAAGUCAUCUCUCAACCCUGAGGACAAACUGCAGCUCUGGUGGAGAUUUCGCUUUUGAUUUUAGAUCCCAACAGAUCGUAAAAACACACAAUCUACGUCAUUUUGCAAUUAUUAUUAUUAUUAUCAUUAUUGUUUUUCUUCAAAUGAUUGAUUCCUAAUUUCAGAACUGUGUCCCGUGUGCUUGACAUCUUUGAUAUCCCGUUUGACUCCUGAAUAAAGGUUUUGUAAUGGCUCUUUCUA